Mesorhabditis belari is the source of this 393-nucleotide messenger RNA. The record is from the annotation of a GenBank genome assembly. Lineage: Eukaryota; Metazoa; Nematoda; Chromadorea; Rhabditida; Rhabditidae.
AUGUCCACUACUCAAAUGAAUCCUUUCAACGAUCCAUUGGCUGAUGAUCCUCCAUUAGAUUCAACAAGGAGGUUGACAGCUGAACAGAAAAGAAUACAAGAGCUCGAGCUAGCCAAUAUUGAGGCUCUGCAAGCGAAAGCUGAUCUCGAGUACUGUUUGGAGUUGGCCGAAUUUCAAAGAAAACGACUUGAAGAAGAAAAAGCGGCUACCGCUUUUGGCAAUGCCAAGACGACUGUUGUCAGUUCCAGCACUCGAACAACUUUUUCAAAUCGUGAUCGAAAAGAAUCACUUGUUCAAAAGUCAGCUCCAUUGAUCUUAAAGCUUUGUCUUUGUUUUGGAGCCGUUAUCCUAUUGAGUAUCGCUUUCGGUAUUCUCAUUCGAUUACUUAUCGUC